Acanthamoeba castellanii str. Neff is the source of this 1293-nucleotide messenger RNA. Its product is annotated as presenilin subfamily protein. Gene Ontology annotation, molecular function: aspartic endopeptidase activity, intramembrane cleaving. The annotation marks the transcript as partial. Lineage: Eukaryota; Discosea; Longamoebia; Acanthamoebidae. Gene Ontology annotation, cellular component: nucleus; membrane. The transcript is spliced from 10 exons. Gene Ontology annotation, biological process: protein processing. The record is from RefSeq and is a predicted model, not a curated record.
UGGAAAGCGACGAAGAGAAGUACGCGGAAUCGAUCGAGCUGGUCUCGAUCGAGGAAGCUGAGAGGCAGAGCUUUCUCCACCACGUUGAAGGUGAGGAUGACCUCCCAAGUGGUGGUGAUGUUGAGGCGGAAUCCGCCAUCAACGACGAAGAUGACGAUUUGCCAGCAUCUUCUCCGCCUUCUGCCACUGCGGCUGCCCCGAAGAACGCCCGCAAACCGAAGCGUGCCCACCGCAACCGCCCUCGCCCAAGUGGCGCGGCGGUCGAGGAGCAUGAUGACGAAGAGUGGGGCGAAGAGGAGGAUGACGAAGGCGGCCUCACCCUUGAAGACCACGCUCAAAUGGUUCGUGGGCGCGUUCAACUGCGACGCUGUCCCUGGUCCCUUGGUGCUGGCCAUUCUGAAGCCGGUGGCGGUGACCAUGAUGCUGGUCAUCUGGGUGGUAAAGACCAUCACCAUCCCCUACAACCAAAACUUUUCCCCCGUGUACAUGGUCUACAAGGAAGUGGCGUCUGACGACACCUCGACGAAGCUCCUCGGCGCACUCCUCAAUGCGCUGGUGUUCGUGGUGGUCAUCGUCAUCGUCACAGUGAUAUUCGUCAUUCUCUACAAGUACCGAUGCCUCAAAUACAUGUGGAAGGCGUACAACCUCCCGAUGGACUGGGUCACGUUCGUGUUCAUGAUGUGGAACUUCACAGGCGCGGGCGUCAUCUCCAUCUUCUGGUAUGCCCCGCAGCGCUGGAACCAGGCCUACCUGGUCCUCAUCUCCGCGUUCAUGGCCAUCUUCUUCACCCGCCUGCCCGAGUGGACCACCUGGACCAUCCUCGCCGCCAUUGCGCUCUACGACGUGUUUGCUGUCCUGUGCCCGCGUGGACCGCUUCGCGUGUUGGUCGAGACGGCACAGCAGCGCCAGGAACCCAUCCCAGCUCUACUCUACAACGGCUUCGUGGUCCCGUUGAUGAUCAACACGCUGAACAUGAUGGGCAGCAGCGACCGAGGCGAAGGCCUGAUGGAGGAAGACAAGAGACCUCAAUCGGUCAAGCUGGGCUUGGGCGACUUUGUGUUCUACAGCGUGCUUGUCGGACGCGCCGCCAUGUUCAACUGGCUCACCGUCUUCACGUGCUUCAUCGCCAUCAUCACCGGCCUGUUCUGGACGUUGCUGCUGCUGGCGGUCUUUAGGAAGGCGCUCCCGGCUCUGCCCUUCUCCAUCGCGUUGGGGAUCUUCUUCUUCUUCCUCAGCAAGGUCUUCCUCCUCCCCUUCGUCCUUGCUCUGGGCAGCUCCGCCGUCUUCGUGUAA